AUGACCGAUGACAAGCUUGUCCAAGAAGCACUUCAAGCUCGCAACUGGCUUUUCGGUAUCUUGGACUGUCACGACCAACUAUUUGGUCGAGAGCGCGAGAUGAGAAUGUUUAGAGUUGCAGUCGAGAAAGAAUUAGCUGGCGGAGAGGGCGAGUGGUCGGGGAAGGACAUGGAGAAGCUGUAUAUGGCGCUUACGCAUUGCAAACUCACAUCGCCAGAGGAUCGGCUGAAGGCAGCCUUCGCGCUGGUUCUACACCUCAACUUUGCGGAGCAUCUAAAGGAUGUCAGUGAGCUUGCAGCAAUUCGCACCGCACGUACCCACCGCGCAGCACCCAUGGAUGCCGAAAUAGAAGAAACCAGGGAACUAAUUUUCGAGAAAGCCCGGUUGAUUAAAGUCGACCAGUUUGCUUGCGCGAUACCGCUCUCCGUCCUCACAACAGUUAGUACUCCCUCCACCAUCGACGACAACGCCGGCUGUUGCCCCAUAUGUCAAUCCUCCUACAACGACCUAUCCGCCUUUCCAAUCUCCGAGCUUCUCGCCGACUACCCCGUCCGCAUCAAACACUGUGGCCACAUCAUCGGCAAAGCGUGCCUCGCGCAGUGGAUGGUCACGCCGAAGAUUGAUGAGGCGAAGUACCCGCAUCGGACGUGCCCAAUGUGUAGGGUUGAGAUUGAGGGUGUGGAUGCAUUUGAGAAACCAGACUCUCUUUUACAAUGGUUACGGAAAGACAGGAGAGCCAUAGAGACGGUCAAGGACCUGGUAUAUGGAUAUGGCUUGGAGUUUGAGGAAUGUUGCGAUGUGGUGGUACAGACGAUGAGUGAAGACAUUGCUUGCGAGGAGUUGAUGGCUGAGGUGAGGAAGAUGAGAUCAAAGAGAGAAGAUGACGGAGCUUUUGAGAAGGAAGAAGCCUUUCUCAAGGAGACUAUGGAUGACUUGAAGAAGGAGAAGUGGGCUUGGGGUUUCAGAGGUGAUGGGGUUUGGAGGAAGCUCAGACAGGAGUGGAUGAAUACCAGUGCUAUCAUAAACAUCGUCGACUACGGUGUCAGCACGAUUCUGGGAUCACGAGCAGAUCAGGAGGAUCGCUAUUGUGCGCUCAACAUAGGACAACUGAAGUCGCGGAAAGAAGUCGGACUCUUCGCAGUCUAUGACGGCCACGGCGGCACAGAGACGGUGGACUAUGUCUCUGAGCACUUGGUGACACAUAUCGAGCAACAGUUCGCAGCGACGUCUAGAACCCUGGAGCCAGAGGAGUACAAGCAAGCGAUUCAGCGGGCCAUCAAAGCUGUGGACAAGGACCUGGAUCGCGCGGACCUGAGGGGCGGGUCGACGGUAGCUCUAGCACUCAUCGACACCAAACAGGGUGUCCUUAUUGAAGUAGAUCUGGGAGACUCACACGUCGUCUUCUCCGAGCACCAGUUCGACUCCGUCAUCGUUGGCGGAAGUAGUGAUGACGGCAACGCAAUCAGUGAGGAAGGCUGGAAAGUCGAAGUACUAAGCGAAGAGCACGCGCCGGAUAACCCAGAGGAAAGAAAGAGAAUCGAACAAGCAGGCGGCGAAAUCAACUACAUCACAGGCAUACCGCGAAUUGGCGGUGUAAGCAUGGCGCGCGCACUGGGCGACGUCCAGUAUAAGAAGCCCCGCGUCAAUCGGCUCGCAGGCCACGACCUGUCGGAUCUGGCGGGAGUGCACACGGGCGUUGCACCAGGCAAGACAGUCAAGGAGAACCUCGUAUCAAACAAAGCACACUCCAGUAUCCGACAUUUGCAGGGCCAGUCGUUAAUCCUUCUCGCAUCCGAUGGCGUGGGCGACGCCAAGGACGCAGAGGAAGUCACGCGCUUGGCGGUCGAUCGGUGGAACCAAGGCAAAGCAGCAAAAGACAUUGCCGAAGAACUGACGAGCAGAGAGGCGUUGAGGGGAGGUGCGGACAACUGCACCGUGGUCGUUGUAGUGGUCGACACAGAGCACAAGGGAAGGAGAAGUAUAGAUAGUCCACGGAUGAGCCUCGACGUGCCGUUGGAUGUUACCGGCUCGAGGAGAAGACGGCGCUCUUCUAUGGCCAGUUUGAAGGAUUGGAUACGCGGGUAG
Molecule: messenger RNA, 2085 nt
Organism: Cucurbitaria berberidis CBS 394.84
Lineage: Eukaryota; Fungi; Ascomycota; Dothideomycetes; Pleosporales; Cucurbitariaceae
Product: protein serine/threonine phosphatase 2C
Exons: 4
Coding region: 1-2085 (694 amino acids)
Biological process (GO): protein dephosphorylation
Cellular component (GO): cytosol; nucleus
Molecular function (GO): cation binding; protein serine/threonine phosphatase activity
Source: RefSeq, a predicted model, not a curated record